Thrips palmi is the source of this 3462-nucleotide messenger RNA. Its product is annotated as aldose 1-epimerase-like. The record is from RefSeq and is a predicted model, not a curated record. NCBI's taxonomy places the organism in Eukaryota, Metazoa, Arthropoda, Insecta, Thysanoptera, Thripidae. Gene Ontology annotation, molecular function: carbohydrate binding; aldose 1-epimerase activity. Gene Ontology annotation, biological process: glucose metabolic process; beta-D-galactose catabolic process via UDP-galactose, Leloir pathway. The transcript is spliced from 10 exons. Bases 2189 to 3310 code for a protein of 373 amino acids.
ACAACAAAAUAUGUUUUAAGAUUGCUAAAGGCUGUUUCUAAACAUGAAACCUGUUCAACGACAACACAACUAUUUUGAAUGACGAUUACAUUGUUGUUACUUGACAAGGAAAUUGUUAUGAAACGAAAGUGCUGUUUCUGGAUGGGUUUCCCGUUCAGACACAAAACAAUGCUGUUGUUUUAUAACAGCAUUACUGUAGGUGAUUGUGUUGUAAUAUUACAGUGGAUUUUUAACGGUGUGGACAGACCGGAGAAAUGGGCGUGAUCACCUCCAAAAAUAGCUCGGGGGUCCGAAUUGGUUCUAUUUUCGUCAUCAGCCUCAAAAACAUAUGAAUCAACAUAAAACUUGACAAAAAGUUGAAAGUACUCACCAAAGUUGUCUUUUUUCUGCCGUCUGGUCAUGCUUUACCAGUUAAACUGUACGACCAUCGAGAACCAAGCAGUUUUCUUCACUUUUUCCUAAAUGCCAAAAUUUGGUUUCCGCUUCGAUACGCGCAUCUUUCCGAAACCAUCCUCUAACCAUUCCCUUUCUUAUUUUCUCCGAAGAUCAUUUUACCGUUUAAAACGCUCGGGGUCUUCUGGUAUCCAUCCAGACAUCGUACGUCGAACGCUGGCAAGAGUUUUAUUUUUCGUCCGUAGAGACUCAAGGACCGCAAGUCAAGUAUAAGCCCUGAAACACGGUUAAUCGUAAGGGGCUUGGUCACUAAAAAGAUUUCUAAAGUUUUUGCCUGUUAUUCGGUAUAGUUCGUGGGUUAGUUAUGCGAUCCCGAAAUCGUGCGUUUGAGGCUCAUCCACCAAGAUUCCCCUUAUCUAAAUGCAUGGGGGAAUAGACCCUUUCGCUCGCGGCCGACUGAAAAACAAAAGUAAUGAAAAAGUUAGGACCCAGAGAAAAGUUCCUACUGGUGCCUGUCUGGUGAUUACUAUUGUUCCUCACUCAGCCACGAGCCAAAGGGUGCAUUCUCACGGCGUGGCCGACGACGUCAUCCGAAUUCGGGCGAUGGUUGCUUAACUGCCCCAAAUUUAGUCACUCCUGGCCGAGGGGCAGACAACUUCAUUAAAAUUUGUACACCGUUAUUUCCAAUUCACGUUAUUUCAUUCUUAUUUUUAUGUUGUUUCAAGGAUAUUUCAACACUGUAAAUCCAAAGGCAAUACUUGAAGUGCCUUUUGUGGCGAUACAAUUGAGUAUCGCCAAUAAACGGCCGUACGGAAAAGUAUCGCCAAAAUUUGGCGAUACUUAAGAGUAUUGCCACGAUUUGGCAAUAAACGUCGAACAAAUCAAGGGGACAAGACCUUGGUUUAAUGCCGUCGUUUUGGCAAUACCCUAAAGUAUCGCCAAAUUUUGGCGAUACUUCUGUGUAUCGCCUUUCUGAAGGCAAUACUUUUCCGUAAGGCCGUUUAUUGGCGGUACUCAAUUGUAUCGCCAAAAAAAUGUACUUUAGUAUCGCUUUUGCAUUUGCAGUGAACGAUAGUUCGCGUUUGUUUCGCGCUGUUUCAUCGUUAUUUCAAGGAAAAUAUACACUAAGAUAAAAGUUUUUUGUCCGUCGCUGCUGGCUCGUCACCGAAAGUUGAGCGAAAAUGCGUGAGUCACCCAAUGAAAGGGCGAUGAUGGUGACUCUUUCAUUCUCAGUGAGCACGUACGACCCGCAUCUUUGUGGUGUAAUAUUCCAAUCUUCAAAACAUUUUCCGUUGCAAAAUUUUCCUAUGAAUUUUGUUUAGCAGUGUCUUGUUAUGACAUUCAUUCUGGUGUCAUGUGCUUUCUCUUUCAAGGCAAGGCCCGCCCACUGGCUUGCCAUUUCACCACAACCACGAUAACGCUUUCUCUUCCCUCCCCCGCACACCGUUAUCUAGACAGAGAGGCCGUGCCCCUGACAGUAUUCCCUCCUCUCUCUCUCUCUCUCUCUCUCUCUCUCUCUCUCUCUCUCUCUCUCUCUCUCUCUCUCUCUCUCUCUCUCUCUGUGUGUGUGUGUGUGUUACUGUAUCACUUCCCUUGCCCUCCCUCCGUUUCGAUGUGAGUCGACACAUUAAUCAGCGAGGCCUUCAGUCUAGUUUGUCACUUGGAUCGUACAGCCUCGGUCUCCAAAGCGGUCCUUCCUGCCACUUUAAAGUUAAGGAAAUCAGUUUUCUUCGAUACAGCAAUUUGUUCUCUACACAGAGUAUCUUUUUUCCGAAGUACCGGGACAUCGGGAGCUAUGGCCACUACCCACCCCGACAGGUUCGACAUGGACUGGAGCGACGUGCUGCCCGGCAGUGGCGUGGUCGUGAGCGAAGACGUGUGCGGCUACGUGGGCGACACGGCCGUGCAACGCUUCACGGUCAGCAACGGCCGCGUCACGGCGCAGCUCAUCUCGGUGGGCGCCGCCAUCCAGGCCGUGCGCGUGCCGGACCGGGACGGCCGCGAGGAGGACGUGGUGCUGGGCUUCAGCACGCCGCAUGAGUACUUGAGCUCCAAAAAUCAGAAUUUCGGUGGCACGGUUGGAAGAGUGGCAAACCGCCUCGCCAACGCAAGCUUUACGCUCGAUUCAAAUGAGUACAGGCUGUACGCCAAUGAGGGCAACAACACACUGCAUGGCGGCCUCAGGGGCUGGGACCGGGCGCUGUGGCGGGGCUGCAGGCAGCCGGACGGCGUCACCUUCACGCUGCAGUCGCCGGACGGGGACGAGGGCUUCCCCGGCGCGGUGACUGCGCAGGUGACCUACCGCCUCACCGAGGACAGCCAGCUCGUCAUCAACAUGCAGGCCGUGAGCGACAAACCCACCCCCGUCAGCAUGCUCAACCACGCCUACUUCAACCUGGGCGGCCAUCAAUCCGGCGCCCAGGAAGUCUACAAGACGCGUCUGUUUCUCAAUGCGGACCGCUUCAUAGAGGUGGAUCAGGCCCUAGUGGCUACAGGUGAAAUGCCUCCCGUCGAGGGCACAGCGAACGACCUGCGGUCGCCACGUCUGCUGGGUGAAGUGUUGCAGUCGACCGAUUUCGACCGAAGUUUCGUCGUGACGAAAGGGGGCGAGCGGCCGAAUGAGAUGAUCUUCGCCGCUAGUGCCGUUCACGAGCCGUCCGGAAGAACCCUCGAGGUUUAUUCAGACCAGCCAAGCCUACACCUCUACACGUGUGGAAAAUUCCCCGAAAGCGGCUCAAACGCUCCGCUGAUAGGAAAACAUGGCGCAUCGUACCAAAGACACGGCGGUUUCACGCUCGAGCCUCAGUAUUUCCCCAACGCCAUACAUAACGUUCAGCGAUUUCCAAAGAUUGUGCUGCGGCCUGGUUCGGUAUACAGAUACAACAUGGUGUACAAGUUCGGUAUUCGAAAGCACUGAUCCGAGGCGGGCAGCGCCAUCUGAGUCAACUUCAAAGAUUUUCACAAGUCGAAGUUUCUCGAAUUUUGGACGUCAGCUGUGCAGCGUUUGACUUUGUGUUGUUUGUGUAGAAACAAGAAUAAAUAAAAAGAGACUGGCGUCUGGCAAAAUUA